AUGCACAAUAUGAACAACACAAGUACUGAGCAUCAAUAUGUGUCUGCAGCAUGUAACAAAAGCCAACCUUCAUUCCCCGCAGGGUUGGAACCAAAACUUCAAAGGGAUGUUUUGGUUGUUCUCAUGGUUUUGUUAGCCCUUUUUACAGUUCUUGGAAAUGCUUUGGUUAUCCUAGCUUUUGUUGUGGACAAAAAUCUGAGAGAGCGGAGUAAUUAUUUCUUUCUAAAUCUUGCUAUUUCUGACUUUGCAGUGGGUGCAUUCUGUAUCCCUAUGUAUAUCCAUUAUGGGCUGACAGGAACAUGGAAUUUAGGAAGAGGUCCCUGCAAGCUCUGGCUUCUUCUGGACUAUCUCAUGUGCACAGCUUCAUCAUUUAAUAUUGUUCUUAUCAGCUAUGAUCGGUUCCUGUCAGUUACUAAAGCUAUGUCUUACAGGAUUCUACAGAGAAUGACUUCCAAGACUGUUAUUAUGAUGGUGGAAAUGUGGAUAUUUGCAUUCUUACUCUACGGCCCAGCAAUCAUUGCUUGGGAAUAUGUGGCUGGCUGCAGCAUUGUACCUGAUGACAAAUGCUAUCCUGAAUUCAUCUACAACUUGUAUUUUUCUCUGUGUGCUUCAGUCUUUGAGUUCUUCACACCUUUGAUCUCCAUUGCCUAUUUCCACAUCUCUAUCUUCCAGAGUAUACGAAAGCGGCUGCAAAGUACUACCUGUCUUUCUGAAUCUUCAAAGAACAAGAGCCAAUCAGGCAGAUUUCGGUCUUUAUUAAGGGAAAAAAUAUCGUUUCCUGAUUUAGAAACACAAGACAGUCUUUCUAUUUCUUCAACAGGACAGAUAUAUUCAGUGACAACUGACUGUUCAGUUGCAUCCCAAAUCCAUUCUAUCCAUUCUAUCACCGCUAAAGAAGUUAACUCUAGAUGUUCCAGAAGAAGGGCAAAGUCAAAACUGCAGAGGGAGAAAACAGCUGCAAAGUUGCUUGUUGUAAUUGUCUGUGUCUUUGCCAUUUGCUGGACACCAUAUUCAUUGCUUAUGCUUAUUAAUGCAGCCUGCAAUUGUAUACCUGGAGUUUGGUAUGAAUUAUCAUUUUGGCUUUUGUGGCUUAAUUCUGCUGUGAAUCCUGUUCUCUACCCGCUCUGUCAUGUUAAAUUUCAAAAGGCUUUCAGGAAAAUAUUAUGCCCUGAACAUUUUGUAAUAAUCGGUCCAUGUCAAUGA
Molecule: messenger RNA, 1203 nt
Organism: Alligator sinensis (Chinese alligator)
Lineage: Eukaryota; Metazoa; Chordata; Crocodylia; Alligatoridae
Product: histamine H3 receptor-like
Exons: 3
Coding region: 1-1203 (400 amino acids)
Biological process (GO): adenylate cyclase-activating adrenergic receptor signaling pathway
Cellular component (GO): membrane
Molecular function (GO): histamine receptor activity
Source: RefSeq, a predicted model, not a curated record